AUGUUUAUUGCAUUUGGAUUUUGUGGGAGCGCUGACCGUAAAAAAGUUUGCGUUGCCAAAGCUGCACCAACUUCUGAGGCGGCGAUGAAUUUGAUGUAUCGAGCGGUGACGAGAAAAGGUUUGCAAGCUUCAUCACAGAAUCAGGUGACUAUCAAGAUGCGCAGAGGCAUGGAGGUGGUAGAUACUAUAAUGGGGCUGUUGAGCGACAUCAGGUUAAAGCUAGACAGUACCGAUUCGAUCUACACAAUGAAAAAAGGCGUUCCGCAAGGAUUUGAACUGUCGUGCCGUCUAGCUCACAUCUACUUGCUGUAUUUUGAGCAUAUGGUAUGGAACAGGAUGUCUUGCAACACUUGUCUGCUUCGCUACGUUGAUGACUACCUGGUUUGCUCAUAUUCGAAAAGAGGAGUGUUGGAAGUAAACAGUAUCCAGAAAAAUUUGCGUUCAGCUCCAUUGCUUUAG
Messenger RNA from Cylicostephanus goldi, 459 nucleotides. The record is from the annotation of a GenBank genome assembly. NCBI's taxonomy places the organism in Eukaryota, Metazoa, Nematoda, Chromadorea, Rhabditida, Strongylidae.